This is a messenger RNA of Amphiprion ocellaris (clown anemonefish), 7455 nucleotides long. It is a transcript of the gene fer1l6, whose product is annotated as fer-1 like family member 6. Gene Ontology annotation, cellular component: membrane. NCBI's taxonomy places the organism in Eukaryota, Metazoa, Chordata, Actinopteri, Pomacentridae. Gene Ontology annotation, biological process: plasma membrane organization. The record is from RefSeq and is a predicted model, not a curated record.
GAUAUUUAAGACUCAAACUGGAUCCAGGUCGUUUAUUAGAGGAAACAACAGCGCAGGUAGAAGGAUGUUUGGACAGUCGUGUUAAAUGAUGCAUAGAAACAGUGUUUUAGUCUGUAGUUUGCAGUAGUUUGUGUUCAGGUGGUUGUUAAGAUAAAACUUGUGUGGAUGUGAUGGAUCCUCUGGAGAGUCCUGCAACUCAGCGGCGCAAAGCUAAGAUGAUGUUUGGCCUGAAAGUGAAGAAGAAGAAGAAGAAAGUCAACACUGACCUGGUUCUGGCAAACAGAGGAGCUGUGGACAGUGAGGUGGAGGCUUCGUCUGAAGCUUCUCUCCUGCAGGAUGGAGAAAACUCUGAGGACCAACCAGGAGUCCCUGCAGUCAGAAGCAGAGUCAUACCAAACACUAAGAGGUCCAAACUGAAAACUCGAAUCCAAGACAGUGAAGGAAAACCACAGAGCUUCCAGAUUGCCAUCAACAUCACAGAGGCGAGGCAGCUGGUCGGGGAGAACAUCGACCCCAGCGUGGUGAUCGAGAUUGGAGACGAGAAGAAACAGACGGCAGUCAAAGAAGGAACCAAUGCUCCUUUUUACAACGAGUAUUUUGUGUUCGACUUCUUCGCCCACAAGGAGGUCUUCUUCGACAAGGUUAUCAAGCUGACGGUGAUGCACUCGAAGAUGUUGAGGAGUUUCUGUGUCGGAUCCUUCAAGCUGGAUGUUUGGACGGUCUACAAACAGCCAGGUCACCAGUUCAUCAAUAAGUGGGCCAUGUUGACCAACCCUGGUGACAUCAGCACCGGGGUCAAAGGUUACGUAAAGUGUGACAUCAGCGUCUCGGCGAAGGGCGACGCCAUGCAGCCGGGACAGAAGACGAGCGACGCCGAGGAGCAGAUAGACAAGAACCUUCUGAUUCCCGAUGGUUUUCCGGCCGAGCGUCCCUGGGCUCGGUUCUGUGUGAAGAUCUACCGAGCAGAAGGUCUUCCCAGGAACAACUCCAGCAUCAUGGCCAACGUCACCAAGGCCUUCAUCGGAGACAACACGGCGCUGAUCGACCCCUACGUGGUGGUCAGCUUCUUCAGACAAGUGGGUCGAACCUCCACCCAGAAAUCCACCGCAGACCCGGUUUGGAACGAACAGAUCGUCUUCACUGAGAUGUUUCCUCCUUUAUGCCAGAGACUGAAGAUCCAGGUUUGGGAUGAGGGCAGCAUGAGUGACGUUGCCAUAGGAACGCAUUACUUCGACCUGAGGAGGAUCUCCAACGAGCAGGAUGGAGACAGAGGGUUCCUGCCGACCUUCGGCCCGGCCUGGAUCAACCUCUACGGCUCGGCCAGAAACUUCUCCCUGGGAGACGACACCGUGGAGCUGAACGAGGGCAUCGGAGAGGGCGUGUCCUACAGAGGCCGGGUUUACCUGGAGCUGGUGGUGGAGAUCCUGUCAGGAGGAACCGGAUCAGAGUCCAGACUGAGCCGGACGGUGAAGCCGCUGAAGGAUGUUAAAGCUGGAAAGACUGGAGGGAAGGAGGUGAAGACAGGAGGAGGAGGAGGAGGAGGAGGAGCAGGAGGAGGUGAAGAGGAGAAAGGAAAAGCUGCAGCAGCUGAACUUCUUCCUGUCGAAUCUCCUCCAGUGCUGGAUGACGACAAGAAGGAGAGUUUUCUGCUGUUUGGAGUUUUAUUUGAAGCCACCAUGAUCGACAGGAAGAUCGGAGAUCGACCAAUCAGCUUCGAGUUCUCUCUGGGUAACUACGGUAACGUGUUGGAGUCUGUAGCUCCGCCCAUCCUCCCCAGUCCCACUGCCUCUCGCCAGAGAAAAGACCUGGACUUCCUGGACACGUCUUCCCCCUCCAGCCAGACGUCCCCCCUCCUGCCCAGACAGCCUCAGGACGCCUCGUCCAAGACGUCCAGGUCGACAACGACACCCAAGAAACCGCUGAUCGUCGAGGGCAACAGGUACUACAUGUAUUUGCCGCUGGAGAAGCACAAGCCUUGUAUUCAUGUUGUGAGUCACUGGGAGGACAGAAGCUACCGACUGUACAACUCCAACAUGCUGGAGAACAUCGCACUUCUGUUUGAGGAAGGCGUCAGCAGAGCAGCUGAACUGCACAGAAAGUCGGAUCCAUCAUCAGAGUCGCUGCUCAGAACCGUCCUCAGAGAAUUCUGUCUGGAUGCCAGGAGUUUCAUCGCAGCAGCCGAGGCGAAGCUGAAGGCCGAGGUGAAGUCAAACUAUUUGACUCAACUGGACAAGAAACGUCUGACGAUGUGCAAACAGGAGCUGGAGUCGAUGAUGGGAGAAGCUCAGUCCACCGUACAGAAGAAGAGGAAAGCCGGAGGAGUGAAGGAAAUGCUGCAGGAGGCGACGAAGCUCACCCAGAAACUUCGCUUCCUGGUGGAGGAGCCUCAGCACACGGUUCCUGACACGUUUGUUUGGCUGCUGAGCAACAACAAGCGAGUCGCCUACGCUCGGCUUCGGACCAGAGACCUGCUGUUCUCCAGCAUCCACGAGGCUCGAGGAGUCGACUGUGGGAAGAUCAUAACUCUGUUCCUGAAGCCUCCAGGGAAGCGUGUCUCUGGUUUGUCCGUCCAGGCGAAGCUCGAUGUGUUUUUGUGGUUCGGAGCUUGUUCGGACUCGGGCCACAUGUUGGACAACCUGCCUGCAGGGUUCAGUCCGACCACCGGGGACGGCGAUGCCAGCAGCCCUCCGACACACCUGAGCUGCACAGAACAGCAUCAGUUCCAGUUGCGUUGCCAUAUGUACCAGGCUCGAGGUCUGAUCGCCGCCGACAACACCGGACUGUCGGACCCGUUCGCCAGAGUCACCUUCCAGUUGCACAGCCAGACCACCAACAUCAUCAGUCAGACUCUCAGUCCGACAUGGAAUCAGUGUUUGCCGAUGAGCCGCCUGCUGCUGAGUGGAGAUCUGCAGAACAUCCAGGAAGAACCUCCUCGAGUCCUGGUGGAGGUUUACGACGACGACGCUCUGGGUAAAGCUGAGUACCUGGGAUCCACGGUGGUGGUACCGGAGGUCCGGCUGACCUCGGAUCUGUACAGCCCACCUACCCUGCAGUACAGUCCUCUGCACUGUGGCGGCCAACCAGGAGGAGACCUGCUGGCUGCAUUCGAACUGCUGCAGAUCCCAGAGUCUGGACUUCAGAGUCUGCCGGAGUUAGAGGAAGAAGACGGAGGCGUCUUCACGGUUCCUCCCAACAUCCGGCCGGUCCUCAGCACCUACAGGCUGGAGGUUUUGUUCUGGGGUCUGAGGGAGCUGAAGAAGGUUCAGUUUCUGUCUGUUGAUCGACCUCAGGUGUUCAUCGAGUGUGCAGGUAAAACUCUUCGCUCCUCCGUCAUUCAGAAGUACAAGUCCAACCCAAACUUCACCACGUUGGUCGAUGUGAUAGAGCUGGAGCUGCCGGAGAACGAACACCUCCACCCUCCUCUGAGCAUCACGGUGGUGGACUGGAGAGCGUUUGGUCGCAGCACUCUGGUUGGAAACCACAUCAUCAACAACCUGAAGGCCUUUAAAUACACCCCACCUCCAGCUCCACCCGCUGCACUGCAGACACACAAAGCUGCUACACUCACCCCCAGAGCUGCACUCGUCACAGACCCACACAGCACUGACGGUCAGUCUCAGGAAGCUGCAGAAACCAGUUCCACCAUGGGACCCUCCACCCAGGAUGUCCUCAUCACCGUGGAGGACGAAGCUCCGCCUCCAGCGCCGCCCACCAAGAAGCAGGAACCCGCCAAAACAAAGGACGGCAGGACGAAGAGCAGCCGAGGUCGAUCCACCAAACGGAGGAGGAGGACCAUCGCCGACGAAUCGGCUGAGAGCGUCAUCGACUGGUGGUCCAAAUACUACGCCUCAGUGGAGAAACAGGCCAAACAGAAGGACGGAUCUCCGUUUCCACAAGUCUUCCAGAAAGCGUUGUCGUACCACAACCUGCUCAGCGAUGGAGUCGAGUCUCUGGUCAGCAGCCACUCGGAUGGAGACAAGAAGAAGAAGCAGAAAGGAAAAGGAACCCUGGAGACCAGCGUCGUUCUACCCGCUAAGCUAGCCACACUCAAGCUGUACGAUAAGGAGCUGGAGACGGAGUUCGGUCCGUUCGAUGACUGGGUGAACACCUACGAACUGUUCCGAGGUAAAGCUAACGAGGAGGACGGAGCCACCGAGGAGAGGUUUGUGGGUAAAUUCAAGGGGAGGUUCUGCCUCUACAAACUGACUGAGGAUGAGGACGACGACUGGGACGAAGACUCCGGAUACUUCAGGGUCAACAGAGGAAUCCCAGCCAACAGUCCGGUCCAAGUCCUGAUCCGGGUUUACAUCGUCUCUGCGUCCAACCUUCACCCAGCCGACCCGGACGGGAAGGCAGAUCCUUAUAUUGUUCUCCGACUCGGCAAAAAUGAAAUCAAAGACAGAGACAACUACAUUCCCAAACAGCUGAACCCUGUUUUUGGAAGAUCUUUCGAGAUGCAGGCGACGUUUCCCCGUGAGUCGCUGCUGUCGGUGCUGAUCUACGACUUUGACCUGGUGGGAGGAGACGACCUGAUCGGAGAGACUCGGAUCGACCUGGAGAACCGGUUCUACAGCCGCCACCGAGCCACCUGUGGACUACCCACCGAGUACAGCCUUGAGGGUUAUAACGCCUGGAGAGACUGUUUGAAACCUUCAGAGCUGCUGUCCAAGAUGUGCAGAGAAAACGGUUUGGACGGUCCUCACUUCAGACCAGGACGGAUCACCGUCGCUGACAAAGUCUUCACUGGAAAGACGCUCUUCAUGCACGAAGAGGAGCCGGUGGAGUCGUACGAACAUUUGUCCCUGAAGAUCCUUCAUCGCUGGGCUGAGAUCCCAGCUGUGGGCUGCAGACUGGUACCAGAACACAUCGAGACCAGAACCUUGUUCAACAAGGCCCGGCCUGGAAUGGACCAGGGUCAGGUCCAGAUGUUGGACAUGUUUCCUGUGGAUUUGCCUCAUCCAGGACCUUCAGUGGACAUUUCACCUCGGAAACCCAAAGGGUACGAGUUGAGGAUCAUCAUCUGGAACACUGAGGAUGUGAUUCUGGAGGACAGUAACUUCCUGACCGGACAGAAGUCCAGCGACAUCUACGUCAAAGGCUGGCUGAAAGGUCUGGAGGACGACCGGCAGGAGACCGAUGUUCACUACAGCUCUCUGACUGGAGAAGGAAACUUCAACUGGCGCUUUGUGUUUCCCUUCAGCUACCUGCCGGCUGAGAAGGUGGUGGUGGUGAGGAAGAGGGAAAACAUCUUCUCUCUGGAUAAAACCGAGCAGAAGCUUCCAGCCAUCCUCAUCCUGCAGGUCUGGGACUUUGAGACGCUGUCGUCCGAUGACUUCUUAGGCACGCUGGAGUUGAACCUCCAUGGAUUUCAUCAAGGAGCAAAGACGGCGAAGUCGUGUAAGGCGGACAUGUUGACGGACGGCUUGGAGAAGAUCUCCAUCUUCCAGCAGAAAAGAGCUCGAGGCUGGUGGCCUUUCAGCAAGUCUGGAGAGCUGACGGGGAAGGUGGAGGCUGAGUUCCAUCUGGUGACGGUCGAAGAGGCCGAGAAGAAUCCAGUCGGUCGAGCCAGAAAGGAGCCGGAACCUCUGCCCAAACCCAACCGUCCAGACACGUCGUUCUCGUGGUUCGUCAACCCCUUCAAGUGUUUCUUCCACCUGGUGUGGCGGAGCUACAAGAAGUACAUCAUCAUCGCCCUGGUUCUGCUCAUCACGGUGCUGUUCCUCGCUCUGCUGUUCUACACGCUGCCGGGAGCCAUUUCUCAGAAGAUCGUCAGCGGAUAACGGCUACAGGAGGAGUCCUACGAGGACGAGCCGGUCCACCUGAUGGUGGCCAGUCGCUGCGGUUCAAAGCCAACACCGACUACGUGGACUUCUACUGGACCACACGGAGGCCUUCAAACCGGACCAACAAGUUCAGCGACUCCCCGACUCGUGGGUCUGAGGACGCCGCCGAGCCUCGGUCCAGCCGGCCUCCUGUCUGUGGGUGUUUGAGUGCUGAGAGGUUUGUGGAUGCAUGUGAACAUUCUGUGUUGAAACAGCAGCUUUGGACUCAGUAACGCCAGGAAAAACCAAGAGCUCCUUUAUUUGUGACUUCCACUAAAAAAACUGAUGAAAAUAAGUUUGCCAGGGUUCUGACUGAUAACAGAUUAUUAAAUAAUGAAAAUAAUCCUUUAAAUAUUCCUUUAAACAAUCCUUUUAGGUCUACAUUUCCUUUACACUGACUUCUUGGUAUAUGUACAAGUAUUUUGGGUGGAAUAUACCAUUAAGCCCAAUGUUCAAGGGUUCUUCUGGGAAUAUACCAUUAAACCAACCUUUUAGGUAAAUGUUCCAGGAUGUUGGGUGGAAUAUACUAUCAGAUAAACCUUUUAGGUCUACAUUGGAAGAUUUUAGAGUAGAAUAUUACUCCAAACCAUCCUUUAGGUCUACAUUUAAGGUGGAAUACUCCUUUACACCAAGAUUUUUUUGGUCUACAUUGAAGGAUUUUAGGUGGAAAAUUCCUUUGAACAAACUUUUUAAGUUUAUGUUCAAGGAUGUUGGGUGGAAUAUACCAUCAGACCAACCUCCAAGGUCUACAGUAGUGAAUUUUAGGUGGAAUAUACCAUUAAACUCACCUUUUAGGUCUACAUUGGAGGAUUUUAGGUGGAAUUUUCUUCCAGACCGUCUUUUAGUCUACAUGUAAAGAUGUUUAGGAUGGUAUAUUCUUCCGAACCAACUUCUCAGGUCUACAUUUCAGGUGGAAUAUUCCUCCAUACUAACUUUUUUGGUCUACAUUGAAGGAUUUUUUCUAAACCAUCCUUUCGGGUCUAUAUUUGAGAUUUUUAGGUGGAAUAUUCCUUUUAACCAGCCCCUCAGGUCUCUUUGAGGAUUUUGGAUGGAAUACUCAGUUAAACCAACAUUUUAGGUGCAUGUCUAAGGAUUUUUGGUGGAAUGUUCCUUUAAGGUGGAUGAGUGAGGACCUUGUAGAUGGAAUACUUCCUGAAACCAACCUUUUAGAUCAACAUUCAAAGAUUUAAGGUGGAAUAUUCCUUUAAACCAACCUAAAUUUCAUGUUUUGAUCAUUAUCAAGUGAGAAACUUCAAUCCAGACUCCUCAUAAUGACGUUUGAGAUUUAUGCUGCUGUUAUUUGUUUAGUCCAGACUAAAUGACAGAAAUCCACAACUGUAAUUUUAUUUCAGGACUCGGUUAUUAAAUGUCAAAACAAUCCAUAUGACUCUAAAAACUCAACAGCUUUACAAACUCUAAGAUUAAACUCUCCACAAGGAUCCAAAAUAAGUUGGACUUCUACAUGAGAGCUUUAAUUAUUCUUCAUCUACUUCCUGAAAAGUUUGGUCAAUAAAAAAGACAAAAACUAAUAUUUUCAGCUGAACUAAAGACAGACUUUGUGAUUUUUCUGCUCACAUGUUGUGUUGUUGUAAACUUCCUCUUUCAAAUAAAUAUCCUCCUAACCCCCUGGAAA